Cydia amplana is the source of this 5361-nucleotide messenger RNA. RefSeq lists its product as uncharacterized. The record is from RefSeq and is a predicted model, not a curated record. Lineage: Eukaryota; Metazoa; Arthropoda; Insecta; Lepidoptera; Tortricidae. The transcript is spliced from 38 exons. The coding region runs from base 1 to 5361 and encodes 1786 amino acids.
AUGUAUAACAAUGUGUUCGUUUGCGAAGAUUCCUCCAACGGUGGUUCCGGGGCUUCCUCGCUGAUACAGUCUUCAUCUCAGCACAAGAGCAAGGCUGAGCAGAAGUCUGAAGAGCAAUCCUCGUCGUCAUUGGUAAAAAAAGGCAAUGGAGAGUCCAUCGUCAGCAACAAGAGUUCCAAGUCAGCGAAAAAAGCACAACAGGAAUCAUCCGAUGAGCAAUCUUCGUCGUUGCUAAGACGCAACAAUGGAGAGUCCAUCGUCAGCAAAAAGAGCUCCAAGUCAGCGAAAAAAGCACAACAGGAAUCAUCCGAUGAGCAAUCUUCGUCGCUGCUAAGACGCAACAACGGAGAGUCCAUCGUCAGCAAAAAGAGCUCCAAGUCAGCGAAAAAAGCACAACAGGAAUCAUCCGAUGAGCAAUCUUCGUCGUUGCUAAGACGCAAGCAUGGAGAGUCCAUCGUCAGCAAAAAGAGCUCCAAGUCAGCGAAAAAAGCACAACAGGAAUCAUCCGAUGAGCAAUCUUCGUCGUUGCUAAGACACAAGCAUGGAGAUUCCAUCGUCAGCAAAAAGAGCUCCAAAUCAGCGAAAAAAGCACAACAGGAAUCAUCCGAUGAGCAAUCUUCGUCGUUGCUAAGACGCAACAAUGGAGAGUCCAUCGUCAGCAAAAAGAGCUCCAAGUCAGCGAAAAAAGCACAACAGGAAUCAUCCGAUGAGCAAUCUUCGUCAUUGCUAAGACGCAACAAUGGAGAGUCAAUUGUCAGCAAGAAGAGCUCCAAGUCAGCGAAAAAAGCACAACAGGAAUCAUCCGAUGAGCAAUCUUCGUCGUUGCUAAGACGCAAAAAUGGAGAGUCCAUCGUCAGCAAGAAGAGCUCCAAGUCAGCGAAAAAAGCACAACAGGAAUCAUCCGAUGAGCAAUCUUCGUCGUUGCUAAGACGCAACAAUGGAGAGUCCAUUGUCAGCAAAAACAGCUCCAAGUCAGCGAAAAAAGCACAACAGGAAUCAUCCGAUGAGUCCGCCUUCAGCCAGAAGACCAAUAGAGACGGAACCGUGAUCACUGCUCAGUCCAGCUCUGCUCAAAAGAGGAGAGCUGCUUCUGAGAAGAAUUCCGAGCAAUCCAAAUGGUCCAUCAAGAACGAGAACGGCGAGACUGACGUGGAAGAGAGGCAGAAAAACCAGAAAUCGCAAUCUCAGCAAAGUAGUGAGUCUUCAGAGAGCUCCGAAACUGUGAAGAAGGUUGACAACUCCGAUAAGGCUGGCGAUGACAAAUAUGACGAAGAAUGCGACAUUAUAACUACCGAAGAGGAAGGCAUGGUGGUGAUGAGACUUGUCCCGCGGUCCAAGGUGGAGUGGUACCGCAGGACUCACCAAUCUUCCAGCAGCUCUUCAAGCAGUUCUUCAUCCGAAGAAUCAAGCAAAACUUCACACUAUAUAGGUAUAUUUGACACAAAACAGGAAAACCGGGACAUCCAAGCACUCCAGGACGGCCAGGACAACCAGGAGAGCCAGGAGAACCAGGACACCAUAAAGGACACAAAGGAGGAAAACCGGGACAUCCAAGCACUCCAGGACGGCCAGGACAACCAGGAGAGCCAGGAGAGCCAGGUACUCCAGGACAACCAGGGGAGCCAGGCACUCCAGGACGGCCAGGACACAAAGGAGGAAAACCGGGACAUCCAAGCACUCCAGGACGGCCAGGACAACCAGGAGAGCCAGGAGAACCAGGACAACCAGGAGAACCAGGACAACCAGGAGAGCCAGGCACUCCAGGACAACCACCGCAACAACCACAGCGACCGCAGCGACCGCAGCCACCACAGACACAAAGGAGGAAAACCGGGACAUCCAAGCACUCCAGGACGGCCAGGACAACCAGGAGAGCCAGGCACUCCAGGACAACCAGGAGAGCCAGGCACUCCAGGACAACCACCGCAACAACCACAGACACCGCAACAACCACAGCGACCGCAGCGACCGCAGCCACCACAGCAACCACAGAACCCAGAACAGCCACAUACACUAGACAUAAAGGAGGAAAACCGGGAUAUCCAAGCACUCCAGGACGGCCAGGACAACCAGGAGAGCCAGGAGAACCAGGACAACCAGGAGAACCAGGCACUCCAGGACGGCCAGGAAAACCGGGAUAUCCAAGCACUCCAGGACGGCCAGGACAACCAGGAGAGCCAGGAGAACCAGGACAACCAGGAGAGCCAGGACACAAAGGAGGAAAACCGGGACAUCCAAGCACUCCAGGACGGCCAGGACAACCAGGAGAGCCAGGAGAACCAGGACAACCAGGACAACCAGGACAACCAGGAGAGCCAGGCACUCCAGGACAACCAGGAGAGCCAGGCACUCCAGGACGGCCAGGACACAAAGAAGGAAAACCGGGAUAUCCAAGCACUCCAGGACGGCCAGGACAACCAGGAGAGCCAGGAGAACCAGGAGAACCAGGACAACCAGGAGAGCCAGGCACUCCAGGACGGCCAGGGGAGCCAGGAGGCCCUAAUAGCUAUCCAGGACGACCUAAACACCAUAAAGGACACAAAGGAGGAAAACCGGGAUAUCCAAGCACUCCAGGACGGCCAGGACAACCAGGAGAGCCAGGAGAACCAGGACAACCAGGAGAGCCAGGCACUCCAGGACAACCAGGAGAGCCAGGACACAAAGGAGGAAAACCGGGACAUUCAAGCACUCCAGGACAGCCAGGACAACCAGGAGAGCCAGGCACUCCUGGACGGCCAGGACAGCCAGGAGGCCCUAAUAGCUAUCCAGGGCAACCAGAACACCAUAAAGGACACAAAGGAGGAAAACCGGGACAUUCAAGCACUCCAGGACCGCCAGGACAACCAGGAGAGCCAGGAGAACCAGGACAACCAGGAGAGCCAGGCCAACCAGGACAACCAGGAGAGCCAGGACAAACAGGACAACCAGGAGAGCCAGGACAACCAGGAGAGCCAGGCACUCCUGGACGGCCAGGACAGCCAGGGGGCCCUAAUAGCUAUCCAGGACAACCAGACCACCAUAAAGGACACAAAGGAGGAAAACCGGGACAUCCAAGCACUCCAGGACGGCCAGGACAACCAGGAGAACCAGGAGAACCAGGACAACCAGGAGAGCCAGGACAACCAGGACAACCAGGAGAGCCAGGCACUCCUGGACAGCCAGGACAGCCAGGAGGCCCUAAUAGCUAUCCAGGGCAACCAGAACACCAUAAAGGACACAAAGGAGGAAAACCGGGACAUCCAAGCACUCCAGGACGGCCAGGACAACCAGGAGAGCCAGGCACUCCUGGACGGCCAGGACAGCCAGGAGGCCCUAAUAGCUAUCCAGGGCAACCAGAACACCAUAAAGGACACAAAGGAGGAAAACCGGGACAUUCAAGCACUCCAGGACGGCCAGGACAACCAGGAGAGCCAGGAGAACCAGGACAACGAGGAGAGCCAGGACAACCAGGACAACCAGGACAACCAGGAGAGCCAGGACAACCAGGAGAGCCAGGCACUCCUGGACGGGCAGGACAGCCAGGAGGCCCUAAUAGCUAUCCAGGGCAACCAGAACACCAUAAAGGACACAAAGGAGGAAAACCGGGACAUCCAAGCACUCCAGGACGGCCAGGACAACCAGGAGAGCCAGGAGAACCAGGACAGCCAGGAGAGCCAGGACAACCAGGACAACCAGGAGAGUCAGGCACUCCUGGACAGCCCGGACAGCCAGGAGGCCCUAAUAGCUAUCCAGGGCAACCAGAACACCAUAAAGGACACAAAGGAGGAAAACCGGAACAUCCAAGCACUCCAGGACGGCCAGGACAACCAGGAGAGCCAGGAGAACCAGGAGAGCCAGGACAACCAGGAGAGCCAGGCACUCCUGGACGGCCAGGACAGCCAGGAGGCCCUAAUAGCUAUCCAGGGCAACCAGAACACCAUAAAGGACACAAAGGAGGUAAACCGGGACAUCCAAGCACUCCAGGACGGCCAGGACAACCAGGAGAGCCAGGAGAACCAGGACAACCAGGAGAGCCAGGACAACCAGGACAACCAGGAGAGCCAGGACAACCAGGAGAGCCAGGACAACCAGGAGAGCCAGGCACUCCUGGACGGCCAGGACAGCCAGGAGGCCCUAAUAGCUAUCCAGGGCAACCAGAACACCAUAAAGGACACAAAGAAGGAAAACCGGGACAUCCAAGCACUCCAGGACGGCCAGGACAACCAGGAGAGCCAGGAGAACCAGGAGAGCCAGGACAACCAGGACAACCAGGAGAGCCAGGACAACCAGGACAACCAGGAGAGCCAGGCACUCCUGGACGGCCAGGACAGCCAGGAGGCCCUAAUAGCUAUCCAGGGCAACCAGAACACCAUAAAGGACACAAAGGAGGAAAACCGGGACAUCCAAGCACUCCAGGACGGCCAGGACAACCAGGAGAGCCAGGAGAACCAGGACAACCAGGAGAGCCAGGACAACCAGGACAACCAGGAGAGCCAGGACAACCAGGAGAGCCAGGCACUCCUGGACGGCCAGGACAGCCAGGAGGCCCUAAUAGCUAUCCAGGGCAACCAGAACACCAUAAAGAACACAAAGGAGGAAAACCGGGACAUCCAAGCACUCCAGGACGGCCAGAACAACCAGGAGAGCCAGGAGAACCAGGACAACCAGGAGAGCCAGGCACUCCUGGACAGCCAGGACAGCCAGGAGGCCCUAAUAGCUAUCCAGGGCAACCAGAACACCAUAAAGGACACAAAGGAGGAAAACCGGGACAUCCAAGCACUCCAGGACGGCCAGGACAACCAGGAGAGCCAGGAGAACCAGGAGAGCCAGGACAACCAGGAGAGCCAGUACAACCAGGACAACCAGGAGAGCCAGGCACUCCUGGACGGCCAGGACAGCCAGGAGGCCCUAAUAGCUAUCCAGGGCAACCAGAACACCAUAAAGGACACAAAGGAGGAAAACCGGGAUAUCCAAGCACUCCAGGACGGCCAGGACAACCAGGAGAGCCAGGAGAACCAGGACAACCAGGAGAACCAGGACAACCAGGAGAGCCAGGCACUCCAGGACAACCACAGAUACCGCAACUACCGCAGCAACCGCAGCAACCGCAGCAACCGCAGCAACCACAGCAACCACAACAGCCACAGAACCCACAACAGCCACAAGGACCAGUCCAGCCAGGACGCCCUCCAGGACUACCAGGAAAACCAGAUAGACCUGGCCACCCGGGCAGACCAGGAAAACCAGAUAGACCUGGCCACCCGGGCAGACCAGGAAAGCCGGGCCAUGGAAAGCCGGGCCAUGGAAAGCCGGGCCAUGGAAAGCCGGGCCAUGGAAAGCCGGGCCAUGGAAAGUUAUACACCGCACGCGCUGUACCCCUAG